This is a messenger RNA of Lizanozyma spartinae, 786 nucleotides long. RefSeq names its product cleavage polyadenylation factor subunit (gene FIP1L1). The coding region runs from base 1 to 786 and encodes 261 amino acids. NCBI's taxonomy places the organism in Eukaryota, Fungi, Ascomycota, Pichiomycetes, Serinales, Debaryomycetaceae. The record is from RefSeq and is a predicted model, not a curated record. Gene Ontology annotation, molecular function: RNA binding. The transcript has a single exon. Gene Ontology annotation, cellular component: mRNA cleavage and polyadenylation specificity factor complex.
AUGGAUGACGACGAAGCGUUCCUAUAUGGAUCUGAUGACGAGUCAGGUGCUCCACCAGCGAAAAGAGCCAGAGUUUCCAACGAAGGCACAAACGAAGGCAAAGAAGCACGAGACGAAGUACAAGACAACAACGACAAUGCAAAAGUUGAAGAAGAAGAUGACGAUGAUGACGACGAUGAUGAUGAUGACUCAGAUGACUCAGAUGACGAUAUAGAGUUUAUUAUAGGCGAAACAGGAUCAAAAGCAACAACUACAGAAGUGAAAGACAGUGGCGAUGCUUCUACCAAGAAGCCUGGACUGAGCAAUAGUACUGGUAAUAAUGAUACCACCACCACUAUAGUACUUAAAGAUUCCGAAAGCAAAGUUGGGCUGCUUGAUAUUGAUAAGGUAGCUGAACUCGAUGGUAAACCUUUAACACAAGUUGAUUUAGAGAAGCUAAAGAAUAAACCUUGGAGAAUCCCCGGGGCAGAUAUAACUGACUAUUUCAAUUAUGGAUUUGAUGAGUUCUCCUGGACUGCUUAUUGUCACAAGCAAGAUAAGCUAAGAGGCGAGUUCAAUCCUCAGAAGCUUAUGGCACAGCUUUUGGGGUCUACACCCAUGCCUCCCCCACCUAACAAUAAGAAUGGUGGUGGUGGUAACCAAAUGGGAAUGCCACCUAUGAUGCCAGGGAUGCCCGGGAUGCCUCCAAUGAUGGGAGGGAUACCAGGUAUGCCACCUAUGAUGAACAUGCCCAACUUACCUCCGUUCAAUCCCAACCAGCCAUUUCCCCCAAUGCCUAAAAAGUAG